Rotaria sp. Silwood2 is the source of this 2816-nucleotide messenger RNA. The record is from the annotation of a GenBank genome assembly. Lineage: Eukaryota; Metazoa; Rotifera; Eurotatoria; Philodinida; Philodinidae.
AUGAAUUUGAUUACCAAUGGUGACGGUGCGACGGGUCCUUGUGAAACAGCUGGUGGAAUCACACAUCCGACAGGCUGGAACUAUAAUGGUACAGUUACUCAAAUAUCUUACAAUAAUCCUACUUAUGGUGACCUCAGCUUAUCUGAUCCUGGACCUAGUAAUCGCGGUCAGUGCUAUUUUUUCGGCCAAAUUUCAAGUACAACUACAAUGUGGCAAACAAUUAAUCUAAUGACCACAGUGCUUCCUACACUAAUUGAUUCACAAACAGUUUUUUUCAAUUUUUCAGCUUGGAUUGGAGGUUGGUCAACGCAAAACGAUAAUGCACAAGCUUCGUUGACUUACAAAGAUCAACUCAACCAACAAGUGGGCAGUACUACAACGAUUGGACCAGUUCUGGCGAGUGACCGAGGCGGUGUAUCCUCACUUUUGUUUCGACAAGCUCAAGGUCAGGUACCGAGCGAUGCUCGUACAGCCAUUGUGCUCGUAAAAUUUACGUGCGUGGACGGUACAUCAAAUGAUGGAGAUAUUGAUAAUAUCUCGCUAUAUUUAUACCAAUAAAUGAAAUAAUCAAAAUAGAGAAAACUUUUAUUUUUCAAGGAGGUGGACGUGGUCAUCGUGACAACAGACUUCACUUUCACCCACAACCUACAGGGCUGCUGAAUAUCUAUGAUAAAUUGAAGGCUGUGCGUGUGAGUGUGGAUGGCGUGGGUGGUGGGUUUGUGGGUGUGUGAGUGUAUGGAUGUGAGUGUAAGUGUAUGGGUGUAGGUGUGGCUGUGGGUGUGACUGUGCGGUGGAUGUGGAUGUGCCGGUGGCGGUAUACGGGUGUGAUUGUUGACCUUCUUCUCAUCUGCAAACACACCCAUGCCUAUUCACACCCUACCCUCACCCCAUCCCACACCCACACUCACACUCACAUCCACACAGCCACAGCCACACCCGACAUCCACACACCCACACCCUAUGUGUACCGCAAAAAGUGAAAAAGCGAUUCCUUAAUCCAAAAAAAAUGUAUUCACAGUUUUCAGAAUAUGAGUUCGGAUUCAGAUUUCUCGACCCCAAUUUGCUUUCGCCAACAUUUAUAAAACAUCGCUAUUUUCUCAAAAAACCUUUUCCUUGGUCCAAAAGUUUGAGCUCUAAUUUUUAAUGCUUGAUAUACCAUUUUGUAGCUCGUGAAAUUCUCUAUCGAAUGGUAUAUAAUAGUUGGGGUUUUAUUUUGACUAUGAUGGGAAACGUUUUUUUAUGAAAGCAGAAAUAGGUGAAUUUUCGCAUAAGAGGCCACAGAAAAAAAUCAGUCUUUUUGUAAUAACUCAGGAAGAUUAUAGUUAUCAGUGUUUAUGAGCAAUAAUUUGGAGAUUAAUAAUAUUGUUUUUACAGCAGUAUAUAACAGGGUGUGGGUGUGGGUAUGGGUGUGGGUGUGGGUGUGGAUGUGGGUAUGGGUGUGGGUGUGGGUAUGUGUGUGGGUGUGGGUGUGGGUAUGGGUGUGGGUGUGGGUGUGGGUGUGGGUAUGGGUGUGGGUGUGGGUGUGGGUGUCGUUCUUUGCUUCCCUUAAUAGAUCAAGUUAACAAUAUAAAUAUGUUAAAUUUUUCUUAUGACUGUAAUAAUUAAUUAUAUGAGAUUGUUUGUCAAGACUCUGGUGAGAGAGACUUCGAGUUGAAUAGUUAUAAGUACUUUUCAAUUAUCUUUAAACAAAUAUAUUCUAAUUUAAUUGAAAAUCUAUUUUUUAGAAACAACUUCUAAACUUAAAUUCCAAAAUUAUUCUAUUUAAGUUCUAAUAAUUAUUUUUAUGAUAGAACGACAAUAUAGAUUUCGAUGAUUAUGUAUGGCAAACAUAAUAAAUUUUGUAUAUUAUUCAUUCGAAGAUCUUUAAAAAUUAAACAAAAAUAAAGAAUAAUCAAGAAAAUUUCUCGAGCAUUAUUUCACAUAGAAAAACUUGUGAGAUAAGAAAAAUAAUUGUUAAUAUCGGUAAAACAAUCUAAGAGAAUUGAAAUCUUUCUUUUUCAAAGACUUGAAUUCACUUUUUAUUUAACAUAUAUUUUUUAAAAAUAAAUCAUAUUUUAUGCCAUUAAAUCUAAAUAUCUUUUCUUUUUAAUAUUUUAAGAAAGAUAAAUCUAAUUUAUUGUUAACUCUCAAAAAGAAAUUAAUUUUUUUUAAAUGAAAAUCAGAUUAUCAUAAUUUUAAUUCAUAAUGAAAAUUACAAGAAAAUAUUUGAGAAAGCUUAGGUUAUAUUUUCGCACAUAAUUUCCUCAGAAAAGAAAAAGAAAUGAAAGCUGUUAGCGCAAUCCCUUGCGGGAUUAAAAAUGUGAAACACGAUGGAUCUAUUGUUACUAAUUAAAUGGAAAUCCUUUUGUUCCAUCUCGAUACGACACAUUUGCAGCUGAACGUAUAUCUGAUGUUUUACAACUACACUUUCUCUGUCACGGUCUGUGAUGGGUACCUGGAUUGUCUGUCACGGUCUGUGAUGGGUACCUGGAUUCUCUGUCACGGUCUGUGAUGGGUACCCAGUGUUCUCUGUCACGGUCUGUGAUGGGUACCUGGAUUCUCUGUCACGGUCUGUGAUUGGUACCCAGGGUUCUCUGUCACAAUCUGUGAUGGGUACCCGAAUUCUCUGUCACGGUCUGUGAUGGGUACCUGGAUUCUCUGUCACGGUCUGUGAUGGGUACCCGGAUUCUCUGUCACGGUCUGUGAUGGGUACCUGGAUUCUCUGUCACGGUCUGUGAUGGGUACCCAAAUUCUCUGUCACGGUCUAUGAUGGGUACCUGGAUUCUCUGUCACGGUCUGUGAUGGGUACCCAGGGUUCUCUGUCACGGUCUGUGCGG